Mauremys mutica (yellowpond turtle) is the source of this 1204-nucleotide messenger RNA. It is a transcript of the gene PRKRIP1, whose product is annotated as PRKR interacting protein 1. Lineage: Eukaryota; Metazoa; Chordata; Testudines; Geoemydidae. Bases 30 to 596 code for a protein of 188 amino acids. Gene Ontology annotation, cellular component: nucleolus. The record is from RefSeq and is a predicted model, not a curated record. Gene Ontology annotation, molecular function: double-stranded RNA binding; protein kinase binding; protein kinase inhibitor activity. The transcript is spliced from 6 exons. Gene Ontology annotation, biological process: negative regulation of protein kinase activity.
GGCCCAGGCGCUGCCGGCAGAGGCCGGAGAUGGCGGCGCCCCCGGCCCCGCGGCCGCCCCGGCCCCGCAAGGAGCCGCAGCCGCUGGUCAUCCCCCGGAGCGCGGCCGAGGAGCAGCGGCUGCGGCUGGAGCGGCUCAUGAAGAACCCGGAUAAGACUGUUCCAAUUCCUGAAAAACUGAAUGAAUGGGCACCACGCCCUCCCCCGGAAUUUGUGAGAGAUGUUAUGGGUUCUAGCGCUGGAGCUGGCAGUGGGGAAUUCCAUGUAUACCGACAUCUUCGUCGGCGAGAGUACCAGCGGCAGGAUUUCAUGGAUGCCAUGGCUGAGAAGCAAAAACUGGAUGAGGAAUACCAGAAGAAACUGGAGAAGAAUAAGAUGAUUGCAGAGGAGCAGACAGCAAAACGCAGAAGGAAGCGACAGAAGUUAAAAGAGAAGAAACUGCUGGCUAAGAAAAGUAAACUUGAGCAAAAGAAGCAGCAAGAAGAGUCUGACCAGUCUCAAGAGCAACAGACCAGUGAGGAAGAAGAUGAGGAUACCAAGGAGGAGGAAGAGAAGGAGGAUGAUGCAGAAGAUCCCAGCUUUGUGAUGGGAAGAUGAUGAUGAUGAUGCAGUGGCAGCUGGAAACAACGUUCAUUACUUUAUGUUCAGGAACACAGAAGCUUUCAUCUCAUAUGCUAAUGGGUUCUGCCCAGCUGUUGUACCUGCUUGACAGUGGAGGUGUGACCUUCACAUCUGAUUCCCAAAGGCUUUUGGUAGAAGGCUGCCAAAUAAGAGUAUUUUCAUAACUGCUUGUAUAACUGCUGUGCAGUCUGCUAUAAGGUUGCUCUAACGAGACGGCUACAAGCCUGCGUUACCCUAGAGUUCUUUCUAGCAUGGCCCAAAGUGUUUUCUGGCUGAGAUCUAAAACAUAUCCAUCAACAUUUGAGGGCAGAUUCUACAUUCAUUGAACUCAAUAGGAAUGGGAUGUAUGACUCUGAGGGCAGAAUUUAGCCUGAAGUAAAGAUUGGUCUGGGCCCAAACUUCCCCACACUGUGAGUGUUUUCAAUUUGGGGUUUUGUAUUGGGCCCGUCUCUAACCCGAAUAAGUCGAUUUCUGUUGCUAGACGGGUGUGAUAGGUAUUUAAACAGAGAAACCCUUUUUUAUUGCUCAGAUGUGCCCUAUUACUUUCUUUUAAAUUUUUCUAUUAAUAAAAAGGGAAUGUCUGA